Alternaria arbusti is the source of this 1563-nucleotide messenger RNA. RefSeq lists its product as uncharacterized. NCBI's taxonomy places the organism in Eukaryota, Fungi, Ascomycota, Dothideomycetes, Pleosporales, Pleosporaceae. The record is from RefSeq and is a predicted model, not a curated record. The transcript is spliced from 3 exons. Bases 1 to 1563 code for a protein of 520 amino acids.
AUGCAGUCUCCCUCCAAAGGCACUAAAAAGCCCAACUUGACCCGGGAAAUAUUAGAAGAUGAGGGCAUUUACUUCUAUGAGCAUGUCCACAAGAGGAACUCUUUGCCUAAGUGGCUCCGUCCCAUACAUUGGGAGAUGAGAUUUUUGCGCACAAAAGUCCCAAGGAAAAAAAGAAAGAAGUUUGUCGCCGAGCUCGAGACGUUCCAACGUUCAGGUCAAGAUGGGGCUAUCGCAUCGCAAUCACUCUGGAGAUUGAAGCCCAACAGGAAUCAAUAUCUUCGCGAGGAGAGCUUUGACGAAGAAGACAGCCUAGCAGCAGAGACGACAAAAGUACUGGAAAAUUGUCGGAAAGUCAAGGAACGGGCGAUAUAUCUUCGUGGGAGGAACGAGAAGGAAUCCGCAUGGGCGGAGUUCCUAGGAUUGAGCUUCUUCAAAACAUACAUGGAGGUACAUGGCACUCCAGACGAGCACAGGCAUGCCGAUGUUCAUUGGAACGAACGCUUCCCGAGGAAUGAUUGCGUAAUACGAGUGCGCACUGGACCGAAGCCGGACGUGACCUACUCAUUCCCUAUUUUCGAUCCCUCACACAAGAUGUCAAAAUUCCACCGUUUUGACCCUAAAGUCGAAAACUUCACGCUUCCUGUCCUUAGCGAACUCCGGAAGGCAUCCGGAUGUAGCCUAAUCUCGUCACCGACAUCUGCGUUGGCCAAGUGGGAUCCUAAAAAACCACAACCGAUUGGCGCUGCAGACCUAACAUGCUUUCCUUGGGCUGUUGUCGAAGUCAAAACCAGUAAAUGGAAGCGUGACAAGUCAAAAUUUUGUUAUUGCCAAGCUGCAAACGCGUCUGCUGAAGCACUCAUGAUGAGGGAAAGACUGGCUGAGAGAGUGAACGAGCCAAGUAAGGAUGCUCUGGUCAUCUUCUCUUUCACAUGUGUUGGUCCAAGCGUUCGGUUUUGGCUUACCUUCAGACACCCAACCAGCCACAACAUUGAGAUGCGCUGCAUUUGGGCAACUUCAUUGGAGCUUACUUGGGGUGUCUUUGCACUACGUGCUGUGAUCGAGAACAUGCGCAAAUGGGUGCACGACCGGGUGAAACCUGAGAUAUGCAGAUGGAUCACUCAAGUCCGCUUGCAUCCAAAGCCCUCGACGUCUCUCACUCCAGACGGCCAUCAGGUCGAGCAACGAAGAAGAGCGAAAUCUCUCGAGCCACCCAAUGAGAGAAUACCUGACAUACCCUCUACGUCACGAAAGCCUCCUCGCUCAAAGAUCAUUCCGCAUUUAGCGAGAGAGAACACGGUACCAAGACGGACCUGCUCUCCCAGUUCGCUGUCUCAACAAUUGGAUCGAUUGAGCAUUCGUAUCGAAGAGUUAGAACGAGAUGUUUCUGAGGAAAGUGAAAGCGAUUGGCAGCGCUAUGCAAGUGGCUCCGACGAUGAAAGUUACGUGGCAAGCGAUGAUGCAAGCGGCGACGACGAUGGCUUCAACACGGUGGAAGAAGAGACUUACGACACAAGCGAAGAUGAGAACGAACUCGACGAAGGAUACUCUAGUGAUGGGUCAUAG